AUGAGCGCCUCUUUAGCGAGGUUCACCUAUGAACUGAUUUUCAACAUACUCCCGGUAAAGUCGGGCGGCAAUGGCACAGGAGAAGUGGAAAGCGACCCAUUUUUCAAUAAUUGCCGAACAUUGCUAUUCAAUCUGUCUACUACUUACAGUGUCGAGUUUGCCAUCGAAGAAACACUCCGUCUGAUAGAAGUUAUUACCAAACAACAGAAGACCUCCGCGCUGUCGGAAAAAGCUCUUAUCUCACUUUUAGUACUGUUGCGACUACUUAGCGAUAUCGCCGAAACGUGCUGGAAGGAUGAGGAUAUCAGGCAAAUGCCACAAGCGCACAACUACCUCGACCAGGAGGAAAACAUUUCUAAAAGCGUUGCUGGGUUCUCCACGCAGAGGCUAUGUUUCCAUAACGCACGUCCCAAGGCCGUUAGUUCUGCCACCGCCCAGAAAUUCAUAAAGGCGCUAAGUCGGUUAAAGCUUAGCUUUGGCACAGCGCGGCUUUCAAAGAGAAACUCCUCUUCCCAGUACAACCCUCAGAAUUCUCCGGUAUCUUCAAGCAAAAACGAUGCCAUUUUUGCUGAUCAGGAACAGCCGAUUCUAUUCAAAGCUGUUGGAACCAACGUUGAGUACCUUUGCUGCUUUGCGUCGGCGGCAAACCCCAACGAGUUUUCAGAGUUCAUAACCUCCACAAUCAUUAAUCCAUUAGCAUCAAAUCAUAGAGCUAGUGAGGGAGACGCUACCCAAUAUUUAGAGCUAUUCUCAUCCUAUUACAUCACACCCUCGAACCUUCCCAGAUUCUUGCAAACUACAUCUAAGAUUUUGGACCACCUAAAGAAAACCGCCUAUCAAGAGCCUAUGCUGAUGUACUCUUCGCAGGCCCUAAUGACAUGGGUCUUAUCUCGGCCUAAUGAAUACGUGGCGGUGAUGAAUGAUAUAAAAGAUUCAAAGGACGAAAACACUCAUGCGGUUUGCAAAUGCACAUCAAAUCUCUUCGACGAAAUGCACUCAAAUUUCAAUGUCUCCUAUCUGCUCACAAUUACGGCCAGCUCCAAUGCAGCAAUCGCAGAGUAUAAAAACUCUCCUUCUUCUUCAGACGUCCCUUCCCCCGUUUCAUCCUCUGGAAACUCAUCUUAUUUUUCCCCAGAUCCUAUAGGCACGAAGAGGUCUCGCGCGGACUCGGAUUCAACAAAUAGCUGCCUAAGUGCUGAUUAUCUAAAUUUUUCAGCGAUGAUGGGAAUUUUAUUCCAGGGGGAAGAGGCUGCCAAUUUAGCAAUCUUAAGAUUCCUGAUUGUAAUGCUUCUCUUUCAACCUGGAAUAUUUGAGGAAAUGAAUCUCAUAAGCUUCAAACAUAUUCCUGAUGAACAAAAUACAAGCAAUGAUGAAAGCUUAUGCAGAUCAAACACUGAGGAAGAAAAGCGAAAACCACAAUCUCAGCUUUCAAAGCUAAGACAGUCCAACCAUAGGAAACUCCAGACUCUAAAAUUUCCAUCUUUUACUUCUGGAAGUAAGAAAGUGAAAUUUUUGAGCACCCUUAUUAAAAACAUUAAUGGGUCUCAGAUUGUUUCUGACACUUCUCUUUUGGACACUUUGAGAUCACUUGUAGUGUUGUUUCGUAUCGCAUCUGCCAUUCACCUGGCUGAUACUGAAUCACCAAUCGUUUCCUUCUCUCGACGUCUGCUGUUUGUUGUUGGCGAUUCCCUUCAACUUUGCGAGGCAUCCCAGGGUAAAAAGAACCCUGUUAUAGCAAGAUGCCUCGCGCGAAACCCAACAUCUCAUACCAGACUUCAUAUUGCAUUUUUCGCGCCUGCGUUGAUACUCGAUCCUACUUCGUUCAUCACACGACUCACACAGUUUACGCAAAACAAGCAUAGUGGUUUCAAACACUUACGGACUCUCACUGAAGGCUUCAAAAUGUUUUUCAGAAUACCGAACAUUCCAAAGCUCUAUUUAGAAACCGUUUUAAGAUCAACUGAUUUUUUCAAAAAAACGCUAGUUGAGAUGUCUGACGUGAUUUUGGCGGCUUCGCAAUACUUCUCAGAUAAUAUGUCUUCUAUUGUUGAAGGGGUUUUAAACGGAUCAAUGAAAAACGACUUUGAGGAAUCCAUCUACCCCUCCAUUCCCACAGCGGCUCUUCAUCCACAAAUAUUAAGAAACAGCCCCAAUAAAGGUGACGCGCUUAGCACUACUUCAUCCUCAUCAGUGUCUUCAGGCGCAAGCUCCCAUGGCGAAAAAAGAAGCAAUUCCAAAGGCGCAGGCGAUAAGCCGGAAAUUUUGGCGCCCCAUGCAAGAAGGGCUUCUGGUUCGUCAUUCACUGCAUCAAGCAGAAGCUCAAAACCUUCUUCUUCGGAAGGAGAAAAGCCAAUGCAUGGUGUCCGUUCUCAACUUGAGAACCUGCAUAAGAAUGUCAAGUCCCCUUUGAGAUUUUCUCGGUCAAGGGAGCCCUCAAAUGAAUCACUGCAUCCAACCCCUUUACAGACGACAAACUUCAAAGCAUCAAGCGAUACGCCCCCUAUUGUUACUCAUAACUUAACCUUUACAGACCUCGCGGACGCUCGAGUUACAUUGGUCAAUAUAAUAUCGGUGUACAGGAGGAUGAUCCAGUAUUACUUCGUGAGUCUAGAUGGAGCCGAGCCAACCAAAGUUAGCGAAGAUUACAGCUUGUUGAUUAAGCCACUCUUUGUGGGCCUAAUAGAUGACCAACCCGCGGUACAAGAAACUGCAAAAUCAUUUGCAGCAAUAAUUGCCCUCUACGCUCUCAAACUUGAAAAUGACAAAAGCUGCGAGCAAAUGCAGCUAGUGCUGUAUAAAGGCGCGGCGUACCUGGUAACACUAAUCUCUACGACUCUUUUCAAUCUCAACUUGAGCGACUCAAAACGGGAACAACUACUGGAUGUUGUUUUGAAGUACUUGGAUGUUCGCCUUCGACUAAAGUCAUGCUUGGACAGAGAAACCCUUCAAAAAAUCGAGGGUGACACCUUUAAACUGUUGCAUGGAGCCAUAGGCCGAGCCUUGUUUGCUUCUCUGUACUCUCAUGAGCCUAGGAUUCAUGUUUUACUGAAGGCGUGCUUCAAGAACUUUUUAAGAGAGCUGGACUCUCACGACAAAAUGAUGGGAAACACUCAGGAAACAGAGAAGUAUAAUAAAAACUUCUUCUACUCUAUGUGCAAAGACAACUAUGUGUCCAGUGGAGCAGUGGCUUUUCAACGCCGGUUAAGGAGUGAUAUUUUGAAAUAUGUUGAAUUUCCUGACAAAAUGUUAUUUGAUACAUUGAACUUAAUGUAUAAUCAAUGGGUGGCAUUUGGACAGAGAAGUCAUUUAAAUUCUACGGAAGCUAGUCACUUCCGAAACUUGGCCGGUAUAAUUGCAGCCAGUUGCGGAGUUUUUCUCACUAUUGAUUCUCAAGUACUGAAAGAAUCUCCAUACAUUGCAAACAUGCAACAAGAGGUGAGCGAGCUUGUUGACUAUUUCCUUUCGAUGCAAUGUCUUUGGUUGAAUGACUCGGACCUUCUCACACGUGAAAAUUCUAAAGAUAUCAUUAGCACAGAGCUUCAUCCUUUGGCGUUCAAGUUGCUGUUUAAAAAUUUGAAAAAGAGGGUCGACGAUCUAGAGGACCUUGAUCUCACCAUUUCCGAGAAUGAUUCAUCCUUCCUCCUCUUGGAGCAGGUAAUUUUAAUUCUACGAACAAUGCUAGAGCGAGAAGAUUCAAAAGGUGAACUCAUUUUGGUUUCUCUCGAGAUUUUGUCUUUGGUUAAUCAACUUUUUAAGAUAGUGGGAGACAUUAAUCAUGAGUCUACUAGGUACUACAAAGCAAUCAUCCAUCUUUCCAAAAUGUUGAGAUCUUUUGAGAACACAGAGAAAAGCAUCUGUAUUUCAGGCUAUCUGUUGAUCAAAAACAGGUGGUUGCAGCUGGCGAUAUCAUGGUUCAAGUCAACAAUUUUCAAAGAGUUUGAUUUGGAAAACUUAGCGCGCCCUCACCGCGAAAUGGAUCUCAAAAGAAGGGACAUAGACUACCUGUACAUCGAUACCUCCAUUGAAUCAUCCAAGGCCUUGGCUUACAUUACUAAAGACCUAAUGUUAGAGGUUCCUUUGUCAAUAUCAGAAAGUGAACUCAAAAGAUCCAAGGCUGUGACUUUUGGAAACUACUUCAGCAUUAUGCUGAAGGGCCUGGAAAGAAGUUCAUGUGUUGAAAAUUAUCCAACCACACUGCGACACAAGAUUGGGGUCCUGAACGAUAACAUCAUAACUUCAUUAACAAACCUCUUGAAUGCAAAUGUUGACGUUGGUUUGAAGUACGCACUACCCAUCGGAUAUUCUAAAAACCAAAGCAUCAAAGUCGCGUUUCUCAAAGUUUUUGUUAAAAUUAUUUCCAAUUUUGACAUUCAUAAGGUAAAGUUUUCUGCCUACAAGAAUAAACUAAUCGAAGAAUUUGUGGAAGAGUCCCUGAAAAAUCCUCGGUUUAUAUCUCUGGCAGCAAGGAUUUGCCCGGCGAAUGACAUUGAUGCUCUGUCUAGCAGCAUGCUUACCGUAUUUGAAGUCAAAAACGCCGCACACAUUAUUGUCGUCGAAUUGAUCAAAGACGAAAUUCAGAAUGCAUCUCGUUAUGCAGACGUGUUAAGGAGAAAUAGCUGCGCAACGAGAGCUUUAUCUAUGUUUUCAAGAUUAAAAGGUAGUGACUAUCUGGCAAAAACUCUCAAACCCGUUUUAGAGGGUAUCAUCAACAAAGGGGAAUCUUUUGAAAUAGAAAAGCUAUCGCCAGAUGACCCGGACGCAGAGAGGAACGCUCAGCUUUUCACCAAAUAUCUCGAAAUGCUUAUUGACUCUAUUGUUAAUUCCAUAUCAUCCUUUCCACCUGAGUUUUUUAUUCUUUGUCAAACAAUCUACCUAAGUGUGAGAAACAAGUUCCCGGGUUACGAGAAGGUUGCAGUUGGGUCUUUCAUAUUUUUGAGAUUUUUUUGCCCAGCCUUGGUGAGCCCGGAUGCCGAAAACAUUGUUGACAUCGUGACUCCUCCACAAAAGAGAUCUUUUGUCAUAAUGGCCAAAGUUGUUCAAAAUAUUGCAAACGGCUCGAUAAAUUCUAUGAAAUGGCCGUUGCUCAAUUCGAGAUCUUCGUUUCUCCACGAAUGCAGUGAGAAAGUUUCAAAGUACCUGACCGAAAUUGCUAAUCCCACGCGCGUCAUUACGACUAGAGUUUCGUCCGAAAGAAAGGUCACAGUGAGUGAGUUCAACUACCUCCACAGAUACAUAUACCAGCACGGGUUGGAGAUUAGGGGUGAAGUAAUUGCUGGAAUAAAGUCUAACGAGGAUUUUAAUACGAUGAAGAGGGUAUCUGCUUUCACAGAUAACCUUCUUUCAGCUCUCGGUCAACCACGCAUGGAAUUUAGAAACGAAAUUCCACCCUUUAUUAGAGACAAAAUGGAUCAAUAUCCUGAACUUUAUGAUUUUAUGUCAAGGCAUUCACUUAGGACAUUUGACUUUAAAGAUGAUUUUCCAUUUAUUAACGAGGCAGUGUCCUCAGAAGGUCUACCAAUAAUUAUAUUCACUUAUAAAUUGCUCCAGAAGCAGACCUGCGAUACAGAAGCAUUGACUUAUCGAACGUUUCAAGUUUACUCCAAGGUGUGGGCGUCAAAACACUACUUUGUAGUUGAUUGUACAGGAUUCGACGUUCAUGCAGCUGAUGAUAAGAAGCUUCUGACAUUCUUCUUCAACCUAAUACCCGACGAGGCUGCUAAAAAUUGCGCAAGAUUUUACUAUCAUAACAUGACAGAAGACUUUUUGAAGAUGUGGUUGCCCAUUUUCAAAGCUCAUAAUCCUUAUUUGAUACCGUACAAUACUCCACAUGAUUUUAUCAAUAGUGACUCAAAUUCAGAUACGAUCAAGAGCCUGAAGCUUACUCCUUUCUCCAAUGAAGUUUACACUGACGUAAGAGUAACUUUACAUGAUGUCUCGCUAUAUGAUCCUGCCAGGGAACGCUUUACUCCUGUGACAUUGAAAAUCGGCAACAAAUACGUUCAAAUGAUAUCUGAGACUCCUUACCGCUUUAAAGUUACCGGUAUUGAUGAGGUGGUUGAAAUUAAUUUUAAUAACGUGUAUGAAGUGGCGAGCGUUGCAUCCACAACUGUGUCAUUUGAAACCGGAGUGCCCUCAGAAUUCACUAUAAAUUUUGAUGAUGGAUCAAAACUUGUGUUUUGCAGCUCAAAAUAUCUUGAGAUCAUCAAAAUUUUUUAUUACGCUCAGGCUCGAAUAGAGGAAGAGUAUGAUAGUCCUAACUCCGAAAACACCAAACAGUCACACAAUCCUCACAAUGAUGAAAAAGAGACACAAGAAAUUUUGGGGAGUUUAUUGUUAGUGAUAUACGCUGGAUUUUGCAGCGAUGAUGAGAAUGUCAAAAACAUUUCAUACAACGUCCUCGCUGCAACCCAAGAGUCCUUCGGUUUAGAUUUUGGUUGCAAGCUUCGUGUUUCCCCUGAAGUGCAUGUCCCGCAUGAUACAUCAGCUUUCUGUGACUCUCUUCUCACGGGCCUUGCGAAAACUGCACCCGAGCUGUCUCUUGUGGUGUGGAAAGCAGUUUUGGAGGGGCUCUCGGAUAUUUUUGAAGUUCAUCAUGUCCCACAUGUUAUCAAUAGUUUGACACCAUGGGUUGGAAACCUCUACAAGUAUGUGUAUCUGGCAGAUGAUGAAAAAGGUCCAGAAAAUGUCUCCUACAUCAUUAGGACCUUAAUCAGCCUCAGUGUGAGGGAUUCGCGGCUAAUUAUGAUUUAUAGCCAGUGUAUCUGGUCUACGCUCAUCCUUGAAGCAGACUUGGUGAGCGUCAUUGUCGAUGAGAUAGUCAAUCACUCCAUUGACAGAGACUCAGAAGGAGCGGACUGGAAAAACGUCAUUGCCCUCUUAACAAGGGUUUCAACUGUUGAGGUUUGCAGCGAAGUUGUGAACAGGAUACUCAAGGUGACCCGAUCUUUCCUACCGUCCUUAAAGAUGGAAUCUUCUACUAACAGUUGGUCGGAGUUGAUAAUUUUAGUGAAUAUCGGAGUUGCGCUAUUCUUUGACUCACUUCUUCUUGCACAACUUUACUUACCGGAGGUUCUUUACAUUGUUUCGCUGCUUAUUGACGUCGGUCCUUCAGAAAUGAGGCUUUCGCUGCAUAAAUUAUUAAUGAACGUUUGCCAAUCUUUAUCUACAAAUGAGUUCCUGCCGGCUGACAAAAGAAAAACUUUGGAUGAGAUCGAAGAAACCUUUUCAAGACAUAAAAUGAGAUUUAUGUCUGGGUUCAGCCAAGAUAAAGGACGCAUUUUACAGAGCUUUAGUGCGUCGUCCUUCUUGAGUAAGUUCACUACUUUAGAGCACUUCAUCAGCAACAUUACCUUACUGAUGGACUGUUCUUCAGAGAAGGACUGUGCACAAUGGAAAGCGAAGUAUAACAAAUAUGUCAUGGACGCAGUUUUCAAUGUUGAUUCAUUCUUGUCUGCUCGCGCGACUAUGAUUAUCGGGAUAAUAGGCCAACAAGGUAUUUCAGAAUCUUUGUGUCAAAGUCUUCUGCUGCAGACCAUUAAGACUAUUGCAGAACCUUACAUCAAUGAUGAGCAGCUUUUUUUCGUCAUAUCACAUGCCUUCACUUACAGUAAGGUUGUGCUCGGAUUAUCGCCCUCAUCGCCAUUGUUGAAGCAGCUUUUUUGGUUGGCGACUACUUUUGCACAAUCUCCUAACACCAUAUUCUAUCACGGCGGACUCCUUUUCAUGGCAAACUCUGUGAAGCGCAUAUGUUCUGAUAGAAGCCUGGGGGGCGGAGAACCUUUCCCCCAGCUACUCAUCAGUAGCAGGCGUUUUGCUGAUGCACUCUUUGCCGAACUUGAAGCUAUGGUCGCUGUGCAGUGGACCGUUCAAAAUUUUCCUCAUAUCGUAUUAAAUUUGGUGAGCAAGGGUAUGCUGGUGCCUCAUAUAAAGACGACGGCGGUGGACUGCUUAAAAUUGUUUUUGACGUUGAGCUACAAAGACUUGUCAUAUGGCCCAAGUGAAGAUUUCAUGUGCUACCUUCUAUUUUUUUACCUGGUUUCUAGGCCCUCAAAACUCAGCGCAUCAUUAGAAGAACUGCAGGUCGAGCACAAAGUGGUUUAUCUUGAUGAACAGAACUUUGUUAUCGAGAGCCUGCUAGAAUGGCUUCAGUCUGGUUCCGAAGUCUCUUUGAUAGCACUCUACCAAGCCUCUGUUUACUUUGCAUCUGGUGGGUCUGAUGAAUUAAGCAAGCUUAGAUAUCUGCUUCUUGUGGAGCGCUUGGUUCAAAGCCGACCUAAAAAGGUUAUCCAAAUAUAUUCUCUGAUCCGCAACGAACUAAAACGGAUUUCAACAUUGGAUGUUCAGUCCGAAUUCCGUCAACUGGUUUUCUCUAUAGCGCAAACGCUUGUAAAGGAGAAGGAGUACAUGAACUGCGAGCAGCACCUAAUCAAAACUAAUGAGCUUUUAAAGUCAAGAAACCUUAGUGGCAUUCGGAUGAUAGAGUUUCCCUUUCCCAACUCAGACUCCAUGUCUGGCAUUAGGACCAAUCCUUACGCGAUUUACGAGAGGAAAAAGCUUAGCGUCAAAAUCAUGUCUCGAAUGCUCAGCUCGAGCGAGGAUAUUUGA
Molecule: messenger RNA, 8604 nt
Organism: Lachancea thermotolerans CBS 6340
Lineage: Eukaryota; Fungi; Ascomycota; Saccharomycetes; Saccharomycetales; Saccharomycetaceae
Product: RasGAP domain-containing protein
Exons: 1
Coding region: 1-8604 (2867 amino acids)
Biological process (GO): regulation of GTPase activity
Source: RefSeq, a predicted model, not a curated record